CCGGCCGGCGGAGCCAUGCGGAGCUGCGGGAGGGCGCGGGGCGCCGCGGGCUGGGCCGCCCCGCUGCUCCUGCUGUGGCAGUGCCUGCCGACGGCGCGGCCCUACAACCUGGACACGCAGCACGCGCUGCUCUUCCGCGGGAGCAACGGGACCUUCUUCGGGUACUCUGUUCUCCUGCACCGCCACGGCGAGGAGCGAUGGCUGGUGGCGGGCGCGCCCCGGGCCAGCUGGCCCGCCAACGAGUCGGUGCUCAGCCCCGGGGACGUAUUCCGGUGCCGGAUCGGGGGGAACUCCAGCGGAGGGUGCGAGCAGCUCCAGCUGGGCCAUCCCAGUGGCGAGCGCUGUGGGAAGACGUGUUUGGAGGAGCGGGAUAAUCAGUGGCUGGGUGUCAGCUUGUCGAGGCAACCAAAGGAGGGCGGAUCUAUCAUUGCUUGUGGACAUAGAUGGAAAAAUGUGUUUUACGUCAAAAAUGAGCACAAACUGCCACAUGGUAUUUGUUUUGCCAUCCCUCCUGAUUUUCGAACUGAGCUGAGCAGAAGAAUAUGCCCAUGCUAUAUAGAUCAUGCACGAAAGUUUGGAGAAAGCCAUGGGUCAUGCCAAGCUGGAAUGUCUAGUUUUUACAUUAAGGAUUUAAUUGUAAUGGGAGCCCCUGGAUCAUUCUAUUGGACUGGUUCUGUUUUUGUAUACAAUACAACUGCAAAUACAAUCCACUAUUACACAGAUUCAAAAAACGAAGUGAAAUAUGGCAGUUAUCUAGGAUAUUCUGUUGGAGCUGGACAUUUUCUAUCACCAUCCAGUACAGAAGUAAUUGGAGGGGCUCCCCAGCAGGAGCAGACUGGUAAAGCAUAUAUUUUUAGCAAUGGGGAGCAACUAAAUAUUCUAUUUGAACUAAGAGGUAAAAAGCUUGGUUCUUACUUUGGAGCUGCAGUUUGUGCUGUGGACCUGAAUUCAGAUGGCUUCUCGGACUUACUAGUUGGUGCUCCAAUGCAAAGUACCAUCAGAGAAGAGGGAAGAGUUUAUGUCUAUAUUAAUUCAGGUUCUGAAGCAAAGAUGGUAGAGCUGAACAUAGAGCUCAGCGGGAGUGACUCAUAUGCAGCAAGGUUUGGAGAGUCCAUAGCCAAUCUAGGAGACAUAGAUAAUGAUGGCUUUGAAGAUGUGGCAAUUGGGGCUCCACAAGAAGAAGAUCAAAAAGGGGCUAUUUAUAUAUACAAUGGCAGGAAAGAUGGAAUAACACCAUCAUUUUCACAGAGAAUACAAGGACAAGAAGUCAGUAAUUCUCUAAGCAUGUUUGGACAAUCCAUAUCAAGUGGCAUUGAUGUAGAUGACAAUGGCUAUCAAGAUGUAGCAGUUGGUGCAUUUUUCUCUGAUUCUGCAGUGGUGCUCAGAACAAAACCAGUGAUAAUUGUUGAAGCUUCUUUAAAACAUUCUAAUUCAAUAAAUCGAACUAAUUUGGACUGCAUGGAAAAUGAGCAGCCUGCCACCUGUAUGAAUUUGAAGUUAUGCUUUACCUAUAGGGGACGAGAGGUACCUGGUUAUAUUGUGCUGCUUUAUAAUCUGAGUGUUGAUGUGAACAGAAAAGAGGAUACACAAGCAAGAUUUUAUUUUUCCUCCAAUGGAACAUAUGAUACAAUCUCAGGAAAAGUAAAGAUUUACAGCAACAUUACUGCCUGCAAAGAUCAUUCAGCAUUUAUGAGGAAAGAUGUAAGGGAUAUCUUGACUCCUGUCCAUGUUGAAGCAAGUUAUCAGCUGGGGCAUCAUAUCCUACAGAAAAGAAAUGUUCAAGAAUUUCCACCUCUUCAGCCUGUUCUUCAACGCAGGAAAGAAAAAGAUGUUAUAAAAAGCAAGUUUAUUUUUGCAAGAUUUUGCUCCCAAGAAAAUUGUUCAGCUGACUUGAGAGUUUCUGGAAAAGUUGUUUUUCCAAAGCCUCAUGAUAAGAAAACGUACCUUGGUGUUGGAAGUAUGAAGACUUUAUUGUUGAACAUUUCUCUGCUUAAUGUUGGAGAUGAUGCAUAUGAAACUCUCCUCCAUGUUCAGAUCCCUAAAGGUCUUUAUUACAUUCGAGUUUUAGAAUUGGAAGAAAAACAGAUACAUUGUGCAGUAUUAGAUAAAGAAAUUAAUGCAGUGACACUUGAGUGCAGUGUUGGCUAUUUAUAUGUGGAUCACAACUCAAAGCUGGAUUAUAGUUUCCUCUUGGAUGCAAGCUCACUAACCAGAGCAGAAGAGGACCUCAACAUCAUCAUUAAUGCUACCUGUAAAAAUGAAGAUGGGAGCAUGUUGCUGGAUAACACGCUGACAUUACCUAUACCUCUAAAAUAUGAGAUUGAGUUAAAUACUCAUGGGUUUGUGUCACCAACUUCAUUUGUUUAUGGAGCAGAAGAGAAAGAUUCACCAGUGACAUGUAUGAAGGAAAAUAUCAACUUCACUUUCCAUGUUAUCAGUGCAGGACCAAGCAUGUCUCCAAAUACCAACUUAGAGAUAAUGAUACCAAAUGCUUUUCCACCCAGGGACUCCAAAUUAUUCAACCCAUUGGAUAUCAAGACAACAGCUGGACACUGCUCCUAUAAUACGUAUCCCAGAGACUGUACUGCAGCAGAAAGAAAUGAAAACAUAUUAAAGGAUGUCAUCACUUUCUUUUCAAAGCCUGCAAAGAGGCACAUGUACUGCAUGAAAAAUGACAGCCUUUGCUUACAAAUACGUUGCAAGCUGGGAAACAUGGAAAGUGGAAAAGAAGCAACUGUUCACUUGCAUCUGGAGGCUACUCCUUUACUUUUACAAAUGGAUGAUGCAUCAGUAUUGAAGUUUGAAGUAAGAGCAACAGUUUGGCUAGAAAAAAAUGAAAAAGUUAUUGAACUACAUAAGGACAAGCAAGUUGCAUAUGUCUAUUUGGAAGGAGUACACCACCAAAAGCCAAAAUACCAUGUUACUGUGCUAAUUAUUUCCCUCGGCUUAAUAGUUGGUGUUACCUUGUUAUUGGUCCUUUCAUUUAUAUUAUGGAAGAUUGGCUUCUUCAAAAGGAAAUACAAACCGGCCCCUCAAGACACAAACAGAAGAGACAGCUGGAGUUUUAAAAGUGGGAACAAAAAUGACUAAGAUGGAAAAUAAACAUUUUAUUUUAAAAUGAAGAAAUUGAAAUUCAGAUUAAUUCACAGGAGAAACAUCAGCAACAAGAAACCUAAGCCUUGAGCUUACUUGCUCUUACAAAACAUGCUUUAUUUCCUUGAACUGUAUGGAGGAUACACCUUACAGUACUGUUCUAAUAUGAAAAUGGUACACCAGUUUGUUCUGAAGUCUCCCAGUAAUAUUUGAAAUGCCACAUUAUAUAUAUAUAUAUAUAUGUAUGUGUGUGUGUGUAUAUAUAUAUAUAUGUGUGUGUAUAUAUAUAUAUAUAUAUAUAUAUAUAGAUAUGUGGUUUCAAACAGACAGAAGGACACUAAAGAUAAAGAGAAGAAGAAUUACUUACCAAAAGCAAGUAUUUGUAGAAAGUAAUAAUUUUUGGCCAAUCCUGGAAAAUAAGAUCUCAAACUCAUUAGCACAAGUUAUUAUAUGAUUUUUAAAGUUUCAAUAAUAUUUUGAUCAGGCAUUCAAGAAGAAAUCCUUUCUCAUCUUUGUGUGGCAUUUUAUGAAGAGUAAAUUGUCUCAAACCCACAGGACUGUAAGUAGAACACACAGACAUAGAAAACAACUCUCAGAAGCUCUGGGCUUAUGCAGGUAACCUUUGGCUUCACAGCCACAGCCACAUCACUGAAGGUACUUAGACACCUAGGCAAGUCAGAACUUGGAAGGCCAAAGGUGAAUUCAGAGCAGGGAAUUGUGUGGGGUAGCCUGGAGAUGCAGCUGUAGAAUGAUUAAUGUAUUGGAGAUUAUUAUUUGUAUUCAUCUAUAACAUGGUACUUGCAAGCAUGAUAGAAUUACUUGUUUCAUCCUUUCCUCAGACAGUGCUGCCAUAAGAUUUUGGACUUCUCCAAUGAAUUAUUUCUAUGUGGGAUUUUUUAAAGCAAGUAUUUAUUUUUAUUUAUUUGAAUAUUUUUCUAUAGUACUUAUUAUAGGAUUUAGUGCUGGCAUUCUUCCAGAAUCUGAAAAAAAAGACAGCAGGCAUCAGCUGACAAAACAGACACAUAUACCCAAAAGACUCCAACUGCCAACCAUAAUGGGCCAAAUCUUAUCUUUAGAUUAAGUACUUUUUCUAAAGUACUUUUUAAGAAAGUCACUUGGAGAGCCAGCUUGGGUUCUUGGAAGGUGUCAGAUAAAUACCAUCCAAACAGGCACCCUCAGCAGCCACUUGGCAGAAAGGCAAAGGACUGAACAGAAACAUGGAUCAAGCCACUGCUGCUACUCCAGAAGUUUCCUCAGCUAGCUAAGUUUGCACUGCCACCUAGCUUUGGUGAAACAGCACAAGCCACAAGGGAAAAAAACCUUCCCCUGCUCCCCAGAACAGCUGGAGAACAUUCAGUUUCUUCAGUAAGUGAAUUUAUUACAGCAGAAGGACAGAGUAAGCCCUGAGGCCGGGCCUUGGAUGUCCUUCUGAACGGCACCAGGAAUGGAAUGUCACCUGUACAAAUGCUUCAGAGCUGCACCAUCCUAUGGGAACUGGCCUGAAACUCAAACCCACAGCAAGUGCCUUCAGCAAGCACUUCUGCUACUAGAGUGCUUGGUGCCAUAAAAGUUAUGCUGCCCACAGAUUCCAAAGGUAUUUGGGACCAUUUUUAACUUUUUUUCACUUCAUUUUAUGCCAAAAAUGUGGAUCACUCCCAAGUAUGUUUUCCUCUAAUACCUAUGGUGCAAGGACAAAUGAAUGUGCAUAUAUUUUUUUAAAAAGUCAAAAUAAAGUAUGUCAAGAAUGAAAUACUUGCAAAUCUGUGUGAAAACUACCAAAAAAUGCUUACCUUCCAAAUGGCUUUUGUGAAUUUUUGCACUUUAACCAAAAAAACCUUUGAACAGAAAUUAGUUUGACAUUACAGCAUACUGUGAAAAAUAUACCUCAAAUACUGGAAGAAGCAUUCUUUUCUUUUUUUGAGUACAAACAAUGCAAGGAAGUGAAACCAAAGCAUUUUAUUUAUCUUUGAAAUAGUUUACAUAAGUCAGUACAUGUGAUAAUGAUGCCUUGGAAAUUGUACACUUUUUAUUCAGGUUUGAUUGUUAACAUGUAUAUGUUGGCUGCCUUUUCUUAGGAUAUGAAGCAAAAUUAUGAAGCUUUUAUAAACCAGGUUGACAAAAAAUGAAUGUACUAUGUCCUGAUGGUGGCAAGAUUAUAAAGUAUUAUUCAAUUGCAUUUUAUUAAAAAAAGCCCAAGCAAGUUAAACAGAUGAAUGUUGUUUGUUCUGCAAAUUCAAUUAUUUUGUUAAAUUUCAUUUAAUAAAUAAGUUAAAUCUACUAAA
Lonchura striata (white-rumped munia) is the source of this 5375-nucleotide messenger RNA. It is a transcript of the gene ITGA4, whose product is annotated as integrin subunit alpha 4. Gene Ontology annotation, molecular function: integrin binding. Gene Ontology annotation, biological process: integrin-mediated signaling pathway; cell-cell adhesion; cell-matrix adhesion. NCBI's taxonomy places the organism in Eukaryota, Metazoa, Chordata, Aves, Passeriformes, Estrildidae. The record is from RefSeq and is a predicted model, not a curated record. Gene Ontology annotation, cellular component: external side of plasma membrane; integrin complex.